This is a messenger RNA of Colletotrichum godetiae, 583 nucleotides long. RefSeq lists its product as uncharacterized. The transcript has a single exon. NCBI's taxonomy places the organism in Eukaryota, Fungi, Ascomycota, Sordariomycetes, Glomerellales, Glomerellaceae. The record is from RefSeq and is a predicted model, not a curated record. The coding region runs from base 156 to 488 and encodes 110 amino acids.
UCUCUUGCCGACAAACGUGCUGCCAACGAGACCUGAUCAGGCAAACGCCCUUGGUGGGACUCCAAGACGAUGGUCCAUGAAAUCCGAACGGGAAUACCGAGAUAGGGGUUCGUCAACGAACAGGUAAGCCCCGAGCUCAUUCUUUAUUUUGGCGAAUGCAGACAGUGUCGAUCAUUUCAUUUCUUUCCUGGCAACUUUUGUCUGAGUCAAGGUGUUGGAGCCUUGAAGUGCAGCGCGGAAAAACGAUAAAAGGAUUCUGGGCGGGCCCGGCGAUUUGGCUGAGUGAAUGUUCAACAACGUGGCCGGCUCUAUUCGUACAUCCUUGCAUGUCAAGCGGGAUGGCAAACAAGUGCCGGGUGAUGCUGGAUAGACACUCCGUAAUCACUCAUUGCUGUCGGAUUGGUGGCUUUGGGGCCUGGAGGACGAGACAGAGCCGCGUCCCGAUUCCAAAACAAGACGUCGAAUAUUGUCUAGUGGAUGAGUGCUGAUUGCCGUGUCGUGUGCGUGUAGUGCGGCUGCGAAGAUGCGAAGAAGGCGAACAAGUAAUGAUCGACGACAAGCCUCCGGCCGGGAGGGAUUGCGG